CAGGGAUCAAUCAUAUGAUUCCCCAUGUCCUUUCGUUCCGCAUUUGCCGACUACAGGAAAAAAGUAAAAAGUGACAGACAAAUCAUAUGAAGAAGUUGGCCGACGAUCAAGCUUACAUCAAACCAGAUGCCAAGCAGAGAUAACAAUACAUUGGCCAAUACCUCAGUAACGCGCCCAAAAGAUCAUCCCCAGGUGCAUAAGGCAUGCAUGUGGCCAACAACAAUAUGCAUGAAAUAUCUAUGUAUGAAAUCAAUUUUAUUGAGGGCAAGUAGAAACGAGGCGAAGCAAUUAACAUGUAGUCCUUGCAACAAUUCCAUAGACAGAUAUUCGCCUGUAAGAUGCCCUGCCCAAAGUCCUCGAUGCACCCCAGCCAGCCAGUCAAAUGCUCGAAAAUGCGAUGCGCUGCUUUACUUUGCUUUUUUCCCAGCCACCCAGUUAAAAUUACAAGUGCAAGUUGCAGAUCGCUUUUACUCAGCAAUAAUGAAAAGAUACGGUAUUUCCCCCCAUCUAUCCCUUUUCAGACAAAAUAAAACAACAACGUACGGUGUAUCAAUCGAAGGAAAAUAUGACACGGAGGUAGAGCACACAAGGCUCUGCAUGAAAGCUCAUGACAUGAAUGAGUUUAGGCCAGGGAAAGAUCCAAUCGCAUGUCACAAUCCUAGGUAGGUAAUGAUAAACGGCAGUCAAUAUGGGAAGGCGC
This is a messenger RNA of Xylona heveae TC161, 700 nucleotides long. RefSeq lists its product as hypothetical. The record is from RefSeq and is a predicted model, not a curated record. The transcript has a single exon. NCBI's taxonomy places the organism in Eukaryota, Fungi, Ascomycota, Xylonomycetes, Xylonales, Xylonaceae. The coding region runs from base 127 to 666 and encodes 179 amino acids.